Messenger RNA from Linum trigynum, 1287 nucleotides. The record is from the annotation of a GenBank genome assembly. NCBI's taxonomy places the organism in Eukaryota, Viridiplantae, Streptophyta, Magnoliopsida, Malpighiales, Linaceae.
AUGGCACCGCAGCUGCUGAAGGAUCUCUCCACCAAUUCCCGAAAAUGGAUCAUUCAAACUCGGGUCUCUCGGAAGUGGAUAGCUACAAACUGCAACACUGGAAAGCUUUUGCAUAUGGACUUGGUCCUCAUCGAUUCAGAGGGGUCAGAUAUUUGGGCUAUGAUUCCUCCAUUUCUGAUUCCAAAGUUUGAAUCGACUCUGAAAGAGCAAGAGGUCUAUGAGAUUAGACAUUUCAAGGUUGCUCUUACGAAGAACACAUUCAGGCCAGUACCCAAUCGUUUGAUGUUGGAGUUUGAUUCAGCAACUUUGGUCCAACAUUUGAAAAAAGAAUUUAUCGGAUGUGGUUGGCCAAUUGAUACCACACUCAAAUUGAUUGAAGGUGAGAUGGUAAGGGUGACUUUAUGGGGAAGUAUUGGCAACCAAGUAGAUGACAUUGUCUUCCACAGUGAAGAUCGACCAGUGAUUCUCACUGUUACCUCUGCUUUUGUUGACGAAUAUAAAGGGGAGCUUUGUCUAUCGUCCAAAGGGGCUACAGUUUUGAAGGCAAAUCUGGAUAUACCAGAAGUGCAGAAGUUUAAUUUGGGGGAUGGCAGGUUGAAUGCACUUGUCCUACUUGCUGAGGAACCAGCUCCUGAGGUUCAAGAAAUUUCCAUAGCUCAGCUGAAUGAAUUCAAAACUACGGAAGAGAAGAUUGAUCAAGUGUUUGCUAUUGAAGGUCAAGUCAUUCAAGUACGAUCCAAUUGGUUUUACAUGGGCUGUGUUGGCUGCCCUCGCAAAGUGGAAGAGGAUUUGGAUGAGUAUUUUUGCGGACACUGCAACACCACCCCUAAAAGUGCAGCUGCCAAGUAUAGAGUGAAGCUUCAACUGCAGGAUGAUUUUGGUGAUGCUGACUUUGCAAUUUUAGAGCGUGAAGGACUGCGUUUCUUUGGUGUUAUGGCUGAUGUUUUAUUCCAAGGAAAUCAGAGGAAGAAGGAACCAAUUCCCCGGCAAAUUGAGCAAGUUGUUAGCAUGAAAUUGAAAGUGCAUGUUAAGCUAACCCAAUUCAACUUCAUCAACCCUCAAGUCGAGUAUACUGUGGCUUGCAUAGAACAUGAUCCUCUUGCGCAAAUCAGUGAGGAGUCACUUGCAUCCCAAACUUCAUUUCCUGCCAACGGCCAGGAAAUUAGCUCUGAUUUGGUUGAAGCAAACUUAGAGGAUAGCUCUGCAAGUUCUGAAGCUACCGAAGGGAAUAACUUCAAGAGGCAGAAGAAGGCCCAAGUGGUUGAUUCUGAUGAGGAAGAGAAGUAG